AUGGACUCUCGACUUUUAUCGAUUCUCUUUGCAGUUGCUUCAAUAAGCGUUGUUACUGGCUACGAUGAUGGUCGGUUUCGGUAUCAGGUUGCCAUAUACUCUGAUUCUUUCAUUUGUGGUGGUGCACUCAUUAAGCCUGACAUCGUAUUAACUUCGGCUCAUUGCGUCAAAGACGCCAAAAAUCCACCAAAAAAAGUAUAUGCUGGAGUAAUGGAUCUAAAUGAUCCUGAAUUUGCUUUUUCUGUUCAAUGGAAAUUAAUUAAAGAGAUUUACGCACAUGCAAAAUACCAGAGCAACGAAAACGAAACGUAUCCUAUAAAUGACAUCGCUUUGUUGAAAUUGGAAAGUGCCUUAGAGUUGAAUGACUAUGUGAACACAAUAAAAUUACCUAAGCGGGGAGAAGACUUUCACAAUAAAACCGCUGUCGUGGCUGGUUAUGGCUGGGACUCGUUGGAAAUAACCACGAACUCUGAAGGAAAACCAGUGCGACAUGGGGCAUCUAGUCUAUAUUUAAGAUUCGCUAAAGUGACAGUUACUGCGUCAUUAGAAGGUUUUCCCAGUACGAUUCUUGGUGGUCAAGUGGAGCAAACUCCUGGCUCAAAGAAUGGUGCUUGUGAUGGCGAUCACGGUAGUCCUCUGGUUGUUGAUGGUGACAAAGUCAUUGGAGUUUUAAGUUCUACUCCAUUUGAUUGUGAUGAGACACGUCGUCCUUCCUAUUACACCAAAGUCUCGGAAUACUUGGACUUUAUUCAAAAAAGUACAGACGGUAAAUCCGUGAAGGAAAAAACCGAAUAA
Messenger RNA from Copidosoma floridanum, 795 nucleotides. Its product is annotated as beta-fibrinogenase brevinase-like. Lineage: Eukaryota; Metazoa; Arthropoda; Insecta; Hymenoptera; Encyrtidae. The record is from RefSeq and is a predicted model, not a curated record.